This is a messenger RNA of Pimephales promelas (fathead minnow), 3995 nucleotides long. The record is from RefSeq and is a predicted model, not a curated record. Lineage: Eukaryota; Metazoa; Chordata; Actinopteri; Cypriniformes; Leuciscidae.
GACGUCUUCCGCCCGCACCGCCGCCAUUUAUAUCUCACCGCCAUUUUACAUCAACUCAGAAGAGAUAAGAUUACGAAGAUGACGGCUCAAAUGGAAAAUCAACUUUGCAAGCUCUUUGUCGGCGGGCUCAACGUCCAAACCACCGACGAUGGGCUGCGAGAACAUUUUGAGCAGUACGGGAAGCUCACGGACUGCGUGGUGGUGCAGAACCAGCAGCUGAAGCGCUCGCGUUGCUUCGGUUUCGUGACCUACUCGAGCCCGGAGGAGGCAGACGCGGCCAUGUCGGCCCGACCUCAUGUUCUGGACGGCAACAACGUUGAGCUUAAGAGGGCCGUUGCGCGAGAAGAUGCGGGCAAGCCCGAGGCUCUCGCGAAAGUGAAGAAGAUAUUCAUCGGUGGUCUUAAAGACGACAUCGAGGAGGAUCACCUCCGUGACUGCUUCUCCCAGUUCGGCGCGGUGGAGAAGGCGGAGGUGAUCACAGACAAAGAGACCGGCAAGAAGCGCGGCUUCGGCUUUGUGUAUUUCGAAGAUAACGACUCGGCUGAUAAAGCCGUGGUGCUCAAGUAUCACAUGAUUAACGGGCAUAAAGUGGAAGUGAAGAAAGCCCUGACCAAGCAGGAGAUGCAGGCUGCUGGUAGUCGCGGUGGCCGCGGAGGCCGAGGAGGUGGACGGGGGAUGGGCAGACCGCAGAACGGCUACGGCGGGCGCGGCGGAGGAUACGGCAACUACGGCGGCGGCGGCUACGGGGGCAACGACGGCUAUGGAGGCGGAUACGGUGGCGGGUAUGGGGGAGGCUACGGGGACCAAAUGGAGAGCUACGGCGGUGGUAACGGCUACAGUGACUUUGGCAGCGGCUAUGGUCAGCAGUCCUCUGGCUAUGGCCCAAUGAAAGGUAAUUACUCGGGCAGAAGCAACGCUCCUUACUCCCGAGGUGGUGGUGGUGGUGGUUACGGCAGGGGGGGUUACGGAGGCUCGUAUUAGGAGCGUUGAUUAGGUCUCGUAUUAAGAGCAGCUCCUUCCCCAGCCCACAUCACAGUUUUGACCACACAUUAUCUUCAGCUAAGUAGCCAGAGUUAGCCACCUUAAUAUGGCGUGGCAUUGACUGAAUCACCCAAGCUCCAUUCAGGAGGUCACAACUUAUCCAGCCUAGCAAAUCAUAGGUAGGGCUCACCUAUCCGACUUUGCUCAACAUCUUACAGCUGUUACUACUACUACUACACAUCCUUUUGCUCUCUUCCCUGAAUUAAUAGGGAGUUUUUUUUUUCAGCAAGACAUAGGACUACUACUCUGGAUCUCUACUUAUUAUAAGACUGGCUGGCUAUAAGGUGGCAGGCUAUACCUGUUUGCGAAACUGUUUCCCAUGCGUUUUUGUUUUUUUGGUGCAUUGGGAUUAAGUUAAAAUUAGUAUUUUUGCUUGUUAGUGUUGGCAUGUUUUUCUCCUUUUAGCAUAUGUAUUGUAUCUUUAUUGUGUCUGUUUUCUUCUAUUCUAGACUUAUAUAAAUCUGGUUUAAAUUUAGUCAAUCGCAGUGAACCCCUGUUGAGAUUAAAGAUUUAAUUGGUUGGCAACGGGUACUAUCUGCACAUCAUGUGAGUGCAACUCGACGUAAAAUGCUUAAAAAAUUAAUUUCUAGUGACAAACGACAAUAACUAUGAUUCUGUAAAAGAAAAAUAAACCCCUCCACAGCCAAAGAAUUGAAACGUGCUUGUAAAAACACUAGCACCGCCUACUCCCAUGAGGUAUAGCAAAUGACUUAAUAAUCGUUCUCAAACUACUUAAAUAUAAUGUAAAAAAAAUAUUACACGACAUUAAAUCAAUAUUUUUUAGCUAUUUAUUUUUAGUAGUUUUUCUACUCAUAGCAGUUACCUUGUUUUUGUACCUUUUUUGUCUGAUUUUCAAAUACUUUUUUACUUCAAAGUUUGCAAUAAUAUGAUUUACCUUGGUGGUUGAUUUGGUUUAUGGUUAAAAACAUUUAAAUGAGGACUUCUUAUAAAUGGGGGGAAAUAUUUCUGGAAAUAUGGCCACUGAAAAAGUGGAGGUUCAUAAAGGACUCGCUGUGGAGUCUGUUGCCAACCAAUUAAAGAUUUAACUUUAUUUAAUUAGGCUCGAUGGCAACUAGAAGUUGUUCGUCCUAACAUAAGAAACGUUUCGGAAUAAACAGACUUCUGUGGCGUUUCAGACAAAACUGUUAAAUGGACUAGUUUCAAAUGUUCAGGCUAACUUAAACUCCUCAAUAUUCGUUAUUAUAGUGACUAACGUGUCUCUCCCAAUUAGUGUCUUUUGUUAAAUAGUUAAAGCAAACUGAAAAUGUUGUCAUUGGUGUUACAGUGAACCUUUCUGAUGGGACUCUGAAGACAGAUUUGAGUUGUUUUUCUACAGUUUAAUCAUUUAGUAAAGGACUUUAAUGUUCUUGUCUCAUUGUAUUACUGCUUCAACGGAAUAACCUAUUGAAUAUUGUUUAUUUCAGAUACAACUGAACUGUAUGUACUUCUGUUAAUAAAAACCAUUACUCCGUAGCCAUUAUGGUUCUUGACGAGCUGAGAUUUAUUGGGUGGUUUUGACGUACGAGGCCCGUUUAGUGAUUUGUCUUUCCAACUAGGUAAGACUAAAAUUGGAGGUGCACCUAUUGGCUCUAGUGCUCAACAUUACAUUUCUUUGCAUCAGACAUGUGGGGAUGUUAAUAUUUUCCCAACCUUAUGUUGUCUUUAUUCUUAAAAUAUGUUUAGAGCUUUGUUCCAAUACUUUUAGUGAUCAAAUAAGAUGGAUCUAUACCUUAGCUGUGUCCACUACUACGUCAUUGGAUUCUCCAGGGGUACUCCAGAGAUGUAGAAACCCAGCUGAAAAUCCAUAGGAUAAUCGCACCAGGUUUCCAGGUUUGUAGAAAUACUUUAUACACAAGACAUUACAUCAGGUGUGUCUUUAACAUACUUCGAAUCCACCUGGAAGAAAAUCAGGUAUUUGUGAGUCGUUAAAGUAAAGCGUGCAUGCACAAUUUCAGCAUUUCCUAAAUGCUAGCUGUGAAUAGCAUUAACUUGCGGUGAUCAUGUAACAGAGAAAAAGUGGCAAUUAGAACAUACUCUGUAGUUAAAUGUGUGUGACGCUGUGGUGAUUGUGGUCUAUGUAGUUAUGUGUUAAUCCAAUAUUUUAGCCGAUUUCCAGUUUAAGGUCAAACCGGAGAAUGGAGCUUAUAGUUCCUGUUUACUUGAUGCAUUAGUUCCAGAUAUUAAUGACAUCAAAUGCAAAGGAGAUCAGCAUUUAUUAAGCAAGGUUUGUGCUUUCAGUUAUUUACUUUACAUCUUAUCAAUCCCCCUCCCCUCCUCAUCUCGGUGUUUUGCUCGUGUUUUGUCCUACAUUUCUGGGACUCUUAAAGAGGACAGUGGAUAUUAUUGAUAAUUCAGUGAGACUAGUGACGAUUCAACAGUAAAACAACUUGACAUUGGCUUUAACAAGUGAGAUCUGCUACUCUCAUUCUUAAAGCACAGCUCCUUCAUAGACACUCCUUAAAGACAAUACGUGUAAAUCUGAUGGGGUUGUGUAAUAGAUUGACAGUAGACAGAAAUGUUUCAUGACACUGUUUGUUGACUUGACGCUUACAUGCAUCUGCAUCUGUCUUUUUUUCCCACAGAGGGUAUGCAAUGGAAGGAUUUAAAUAAAAUCUCACUUCCAAGUGUGGCCGCUUGAUGAACCUCUUCCGUGGCUGUGAAUCCAGUUGUUUCGAAAAAUGGAAGAACUCCAGUCAGUUUGUCUAGCAGAGUUUGCAUAUGAACGCAUAUGCUAGAUUCAUGUGGAAGAUGCCUAUGUCGAGGAAAGAUGCCUUUGGCCUGUUGCCAAGAUGAUGCCAUGAUAGUACCUGGAGGGCGGCUUCACCUGAUCCUUUGACUGCAGUUGAAUCAAAUGCGAACAGUGGUUGGAAUCAUUGUACAUGUGCAUAUGAGCAGGAAUCAACCUGGCAUUGAAUGUCUGAUAUGAGUUAAAUAAUAAAAAAAUAUUAACUGGA